AUGCUAGCCCAACGUCAAAUUACUUCUAAAUUGCCAUUAUUAGCUAAAUCUGUUACCACUCACUCCGUUUCAAUCACUUCUUUCAAGCGAUUCAAUCAAACAGUCUCCAAUUCUGAUCCUGUCCCAGUCGAUCCAAAGAUCUCUAAAAUAGUAAAUGAUAUUUCCAGCUUAACUUUGCUAGAAACUUCUUCUUUAAUCCAAGAAUUGAAAUCCAAGUUAAACAUUCCUGAUAUUUCCUUCCCAACCGCAGGUGCUGCUGUUCCAAGUGCAAAUGCUGCCACUCCUCAAGCUGCUGCUGAAGAAGAAGCUCCAAAGGAAGAAAAAACCAUCUUCUCAGUGAAACUUGAAAGUUUUGAUGCCAAAACAAAAGCUAAGGUUAUUAAGGAAGUAAAGACCCUAUUAGGCUUAUCGUUAGUCGAAGCCAAGAAGUUUGUUGAGGCUGCACCAAAGAUCCUAAAGGAAAACGUUUCCAAAGAAGAUGCUGAAAAGGUCAAAAAGACUUUGGAAGGCUUUGGUGCUAAAGUCACUUUAGAAUGA
This is a messenger RNA of Saccharomycodes ludwigii, 537 nucleotides long. It is a transcript of the gene MNP1, whose product is annotated as mitochondrial 54S ribosomal protein bL12m. Gene Ontology annotation, cellular component: ribosome. Gene Ontology annotation, molecular function: structural constituent of ribosome. The transcript has a single exon. Gene Ontology annotation, biological process: translation. Bases 1 to 537 code for a protein of 178 amino acids. The record is from RefSeq and is a predicted model, not a curated record. NCBI's taxonomy places the organism in Eukaryota, Fungi, Ascomycota, Saccharomycetes, Saccharomycodales, Saccharomycodaceae.